Messenger RNA from Spirometra erinaceieuropaei, 2200 nucleotides. NCBI's taxonomy places the organism in Eukaryota, Metazoa, Platyhelminthes, Cestoda, Diphyllobothriidea, Diphyllobothriidae. The record is from the annotation of a GenBank genome assembly.
AUGCAGCCAACUGACCUUCUGACCUACAGCUCGCGACCGUCAACAGGCCGCUGUCUGGGUGGGUUCCCCGUCGCCUCGUCUACUGAAGAGUGGACGCAGACAUUUCCUGUACCUCCCAUCUGUUCAGAAGGAGACUCAAAUCGCCAACAUACUGCUCAUUUCCCCCGACACACGAGUACCGGCAAGGGCAGUGACGGUCGUAUCAGUGGUGCGCUCGAUAUCGAGUCGAAUGAUCAACGGGAGAACAGGAGACCUACUGGACUGCCCAGCGUGUCAUGUAUGGUGCGAUUGACAAAAGAGGAAGCAGCAAAUGCUGGCUUCUCUAAUCCCUACCGGGCCGACUAUAGACUGUAUCCGAACUUAGCCUCCUCAACCUCCAGCAGCAGCUUCUCGGACUGUAUAGGUGAUUCCUCCGUCCGACGGACCUGGGCACAGGCAUUUUCCGGCGCUGAGGAAUCUGCAACCUCUGGAUUUGAAACUACGGGCGGAAGGCAUUCCCCGUUUAGGUGGUCACCUGCUACCAAUGAAGGUCUGGUCUAUGACAACCAGGACCGACUUUCGUCCCUCUACAGUGAUUGCACAACCGACAACAAGGUCUCUUUCCCCGCUACCAAACGUAAUACCGAUGAUCAUUGGCCGCCUGACUCCGAGGUCAGGGAGGGUUGGGAUCAGCAACUGUUCUGUGCAAGACCCCCUACACAGGCACCUGACUGGGCGUCGACCUACCAGGUGUUGGAAAAAAGUUCUCGUCCACUGCCUCUAGUUGCUGGGACAGAGUCUUCAUUUACGACUGAACCUGUCUCGUGGCCACUUGAAGAGGGCUCUUGGUAUGUUUGUGUGCCCACGUUCGGUUUUUCAGAAAUGCUAACUACUUUCUCGGGCUCUGAGGUAGUCUUCAAGUGCCUCUACAUUAAUCGAGAAAUUCCUCGCCAACUAUCAGGACUUAGGCAGAGGGCCGUCCUUUUUCUUGGAUGCUACGACUAUUUCCGUCACGAUCACACUUGUCUUUUUUAAUGGUGAUCCAGAUUAUAAUUCUUGCCAGGUGAGGGCAAGGUUUAUAGUCUGUGAACGUAUUUCGCCCCCCUCCCCCUGUCAGGAUUAAAUUUCGGGAACCGUAGAAGGCCUUUUCGAGCUAGUGAGCGUUCGUAUGGCAGGGCUACAGUUAAUGCAUUAGUGCAGUGUAGGGUGUAAAAGUCAGCGUCGUAGCCAGGUGAACCAUCCUCCGAUUAUUUCCACCAAUCCUACCGUUUUCUCUCGUUUCCUUUGAUGUCUCCCCACGACUUCUUCUGUCCCGGUCUCAUUGCGGUGUGACUGUCGUUCUGGAGGGUGUAGGGUUUCUGGUCAUUACUGUGUACAAUCUGUCCACAGGCUGUUGUUCUUGUUUCUCACAAUUCCCCACUUACUCCGCAGGUAUCCUUCCCUGACGCUGGACGUAAACUCGAAGCAGGCCUCUGGUGCACUCCCCACCUCAGACAGUCAGGAGGACAAGUCUGGCACCCCUCUGAACCCAACCUUCGGCAACUUCAAAUCUGGUUUCGUCUUUCCCGACUUUCUAAGUCCCCCCAAUCAGCUCUCAACCCCUGUCUCGAUCGCAUCCUCUUCCUCCUCCUCCUCCUCAGCCUCCUCUGCGGCAAAUUAUCUCAAUGCAUCCCAGCAUCAGCAGCAUAAUGCCACAUCCGCCUUCAAUCCGCCCGCCUUCCAGAACUUCACUCACAACCCACCUGACGCCCAGUCUUAUAGGGUGUCUGCUCUCUUCGCUCGAGAAAACGGUGCACGUCUUCGGCCCUCCCCGACAACCACGCCGGUCAGGGAGAAUGUUGCUUACGUCGGCGGCGGCGGCAGCUCCUACUAUCCCGAAUUCCAACAGCCGACAGUAACGGCUGGGGAGGCCGGCGUCGUUGCCGUCGAAUCCCGGAGACGGGAGCCUGGCGCUGGCGACUACGCCAUGGGCUCCUUCGCGGUGCCCACGCUGGCUCCACCGGCCUCCUCUAACACAACCUACUUGCGCAGCGGGGCUUACGCACAGGGUGGCGAGAAGAUGAACCUUUCCUCCUCGGCAGAGGCUGAGGCUUGUCAGGGCUCGGUCAGUCUUGUGACCCGAGACUUGAUGCGUGCCUAUUUGGCCAAUCGUCGAGAUCAAGUCCUCAUUGUGCUUCAUGCCAAAGUUGCGCAAAAGUCCUAUGGGACGGAGAAGAGGUAA